Cynoglossus semilaevis (tongue sole) is the source of this 1588-nucleotide messenger RNA. RefSeq names its product betaine--homocysteine S-methyltransferase 1. Gene Ontology annotation, molecular function: zinc ion binding; betaine-homocysteine S-methyltransferase activity. Gene Ontology annotation, cellular component: cytosol. NCBI's taxonomy places the organism in Eukaryota, Metazoa, Chordata, Actinopteri, Pleuronectiformes, Cynoglossidae. Bases 140 to 1333 code for a protein of 397 amino acids. Gene Ontology annotation, biological process: L-methionine salvage. The record is from RefSeq and is a predicted model, not a curated record. The transcript has 8 exons.
GUUCCUUUCCAAUCAGAGCGCUUCCUCCCCAGACCACUCCCCUGCCUCAGUCAGAUUUAUAGUGUCCGUGCGCCCAACGUUAAUGUCACUUCAGCUACUCAAAGUCUGAGCAGUCAGGGGUCCAUUCAGCUCUGGAAUUAUGGCACCAACAAAGAAGGGAAUUUUGGAGCGUCUGAACGCCGGUGAGAUCGUGAUCGGCGAUGGAGGUUUUGUGUUUGCCCUGGAGAAGAGAGGCUACGUGAAGGCCGGUCCCUGGACCCCUGAAGCUGCUGCUGAAUAUCCUGAAGCAGUGAGACAGUUGCACAGGGAGUUCCUGAGGGCUGGGUCUAACGUUAUGCAGACCUUCACCUUCUACGCAAGUGACGACAAACUGGAGAACAGAGGCAACAAGCCCAGAUUCACUGGAACUCAGAUCAACGAGGCCGCCUGUGAUUUGGCCCGUGAGGUCGCCAAUGAGGGCGACGCCCUGGUUGCUGGAGGAGUGUCUCAGACUCCAUCCUACCUGAGCUGCAAGAGUGAGAAAGAGGUGAAGGCCAUUUUCAAGAGACAACUGGAUGUCUUCAUCAAGAAGGACGUGGACUUCCUGAUUGCUGAGUACUUUGAACAUGUUGAAGAGGCCGUGUGGGCUGUGGAGGUGCUGAAGGAAACAGGGAAACCUGUGGCUGCCUCUCUGUGCAUUGGACCAGAGGGAGACAUGCACGGUGUCUCACCUGCAGAAUGUGCAGUCAGGCUGGUCAAAGCUGGUGCCCAGAUUGUUGGAAUCAACUGCCACUUUGACCCCUUGACCAGUGUGGAGGCUGUGAAGAUGAUGAAGGAGGGAGUGGAAAAAGCUGGGCUCAAGGCCCAUUACAUGGUUCAGCCCUUGGCUUACCACACCCCCGACUGCAACUGCCAAGGAUUCAUUGAUCUGCCUGAGUUCCCCUUCGGUCUGGAGCCCAGAAUCCUGACCCGCUGGGACAUGCACAAAUACGCCAGAGAGGCCUACAACGCUGGCAUUCGCUUUAUUGGCGGCUGCUGUGGUUUUGAGCCUUACCACAUCAGGGCCGUAGCAGAGGAGUUGGCCGUCGAGAGAGGAUUGCUUCCAGCUGCAUCAGAGAAACACGGCAGCUGGGGCGCUGGACUGGAGAUGCACACCAAGCCCUGGGUCAGAGCCAGGGCCCGCCGUAACUACUGGGAGAACCUGAAGCCAGCCUCUGGUCGUCCCCUGUGUCCCUCUCUGUCUAAGCCCGAUAGCUGGGGUGUGACUAAGGGCGACAAUGCUCUCCUGCAGCAGAAAGAGGCCACAACAAAAGAGCAACUCAAACAGCUGUUUGAUAGGUCAAAGAGCCAAUGAAUAUCUCUGUCGCUGUCACACCUGACAUGCACUGUAUAAAACAGUACUGCAUCAAACCCACACUGUGCCAGAGGCUGACUCCUGACUUGAGAGUGGCACCUGUCAUGUGCCCCUGUUGAUAGUUGAACUGUACAUUAUGUGAAACCACAGAGGUCUCUCAGGUCAUGAGUCGUCCAUAGCGCAGACUAGUUUGUGUAAGAAACUAAAAGCCAAUAAAAUGUACAUUUGGUUACUUCAAAAUAAAUGAUGUGCAGG